GGGGCAGAGGAGAGUCAGGCGCGGACUUCCUAAGUAGAAUGGCGUGCGGGGCUGGUUGAUCUCCCCCUGCAAGCUUCCCCUCGCUGCGUCGAUCCUUGCCGCAACCCUCCUUCUCUCCCUCGAUUAGGGCAUCAUCCCAUUGUCACGCUUUGCUUUUGCCUUCUCAUUCACUUUUGUUAUCGUUGUUGCUGGAGUUGUUUUGGGCAAGGUGUCGGGACUCGCUGGCGCCGGAGGGGUUGGUGUGGUGGGUUCGCCCUGGUUGUGUGCCCUUGGUUUGUGAAUUGUUUGGCUAAGUUCUGUGAGAAGUUGGUGAGCUUUGGAGGGCGAGGUGUGUGCCGGUGUCGGUGACGAGAUCGCUUGAGAAAGAGUUUGGGAGUGUUGCGGAGAGUUUGCCAGGGUUGGCGAUCAAAAGGGUGUCGGGUCGGGUCGGGUUCCUGUUGUCUUUGUGUGCGUUUGUGUGUGUUUGUAGUGCCAUCAUGUCGUCCCCAAGCAAGCGGCGGGAGAUGGACGUGAUGAAGUUGAUGAUGAGUGACUACAAGGUCGAGAUGGUGAAUGAUGGAAUGAGCGAAUUCUAUGUGGAGUUUCAUGGACCGCGUGAGAGUCCUUACCAAGAAGGAACCUGGAAGAUCCGAGUCGAAUUGCCUGAUGCUUAUCCCUACAAGUCUCCUUCCAUUGGGUUUGUGAAUAGGAUCUUCCAUCCCAACGUAGAUGAGAUGUCAGGAUCUGUAUGCUUGGAUGUCAUCAAUCAGACUUGGAGUCCCAUGUUCGAUCUUAUCAAUGUGUUCGAAGUAUUUUUGCCUCAGCUCUUACUUUACCCUAAUCCUACCGAUCCUCUGAACGGUGAAGCCGCUGCGUUGAUGAUGCGAGACCGCGAGCACUAUGAGCAGAAAGUGAAAGAAUAUUGUGAAAGAUAUGCAAAGGCAGAGGACAUUGGAAGGCAUCCAGAGGACUCCAGUGAUGAUGAGUUGAGCGAGGAAGAAGACUGCAUGUCCAGCGACGAGGAGAUGGCGGGCCAUGCAGACCCUUGAGGCAUUUUGUUUUUGUGGUUCCCCAUAUCGAAGGUCUUCCCUCCUUAGCCGUUUCAAAGUGGAUCUGCCUGUAGUGAGUUAGGCUGCUCUGCUACUCGUCCGAUUUCCAAUUUGGGUGGCUAGGAUCCUUGCUAGACAAGUCACGGGAAUAAGAUGGUUUUACCGCUGAUUUUGUCUUGAAAGGGCUCCUUGGGUCGAUGGACCCGUAAGACUAGAGUCCUAUUGCAAUAACUGAGGGUCGUCAUGGUCCUCUCCCUCUUUGCUCGUGGAUGGACCUCAUAAUUGGCUGCUAAGUGAUGUUUGUAAAUACAAUUGGGGCUGUAAAGAGCUGCAGCGUUUUAUUUCGUUGGUUCCUC
Molecule: messenger RNA, 1384 nt
Organism: Physcomitrium patens
Lineage: Eukaryota; Viridiplantae; Streptophyta; Bryopsida; Funariales; Funariaceae
Product: ubiquitin-conjugating enzyme E2-23 kDa
Source: RefSeq, a predicted model, not a curated record